Messenger RNA from Aspergillus clavatus NRRL 1, 462 nucleotides. Its product is annotated as ubiquitin-conjugating enzyme E2. The coding region runs from base 1 to 462 and encodes 153 amino acids. Gene Ontology annotation, biological process: protein polyubiquitination; proteasome-mediated ubiquitin-dependent protein catabolic process. NCBI's taxonomy places the organism in Eukaryota, Fungi, Ascomycota, Eurotiomycetes, Eurotiales, Aspergillaceae. The transcript is spliced from 3 exons. Gene Ontology annotation, molecular function: ubiquitin conjugating enzyme activity. The record is from RefSeq and is a predicted model, not a curated record. Gene Ontology annotation, cellular component: nucleus.
AUGUUCGCUGGCAAGCGCUUGAGCAAAAUGAAAGAACAUCUCCCACCAGGCAUCUCGAUAGCCAAAUCUGACACCCUGGAAGAAUGGCAGAUGGACAUCAAAGUGCUCGACGACAACCCGCUCUACAAAGACCAGACCUACCGUCUCAAAUUCACCUUCGGAUCCAAGUACCCGAUCGAACCGCCAGAAGUCCAAUUCAUUGAAUCCCCCUCCACCUCCGAUACCCCCCGCCCCAUCCCCAUCCACCCGCACAUCUACAGCAACGGCAUCAUCUGCCUCGACCUCCUCAGCUCCGCCGGCUGGUCGCCCGUCCAAACAGUUGAAAGCGUCUGCAUGAGUAUCCAGAGUAUGCUGACGGCGAACUCGCGCAAUGAGCGCCCGCCCGGCGACAGCGACUUCGUCUCAUACAACAAGCGCCGGCCGCGCGAUAUCAAUUUCCUCUACGAUGACGAUAAUGUGUGA